Molecule: messenger RNA, 2559 nt
Organism: Haliotis rufescens (red abalone)
Lineage: Eukaryota; Metazoa; Mollusca; Gastropoda; Lepetellida; Haliotidae
Product: peptide-N(4)-(N-acetyl-beta-glucosaminyl)asparagine amidase-like
Exons: 7
Coding region: 331-1413 (360 amino acids)
Biological process (GO): glycoprotein catabolic process
Cellular component (GO): cytoplasm
Source: RefSeq, a predicted model, not a curated record
UAUACCUAUGCAAUAAAUAGUUUUCUCUAUCUAUGAUCAUAUGUGGCGACGCAUUCAUCAUUGUUGAUUGCAAAAUAAUUCCAAUCACAGGAAUGCACAGCACAUACGAACAAGUGACGUCUGAAGCUGCCAUGCCGCAUACAAAUGAAGGUGAGACUUCACCACAGCGCGUGGCCUCUCACUUCGACGUUGUAGUGAAAGAACGCGUAGGCCUCGCCACUUCAAAUGUGCACUGAAUCGAGCCAAAGCACACACCCAAUACUGAUUUGCUGAUGAAACAUUAAUUUCAAGAAUCGCCAGGGCUACUGAUACAGUUCUCAAGCACCCAAGAUGACCGCCUUUCCGACACGUCUAGUACCGUCAGAUGAUGACAUCCAAGACCGCGUGUUCCACUUCCGGUACAGCUGCGCUAAGGACAUGUACGAGCGGGUGUCGUCUGCUUCCACACGGAGGAACACUGGUUGGCGGAACCUGACAUUUGGAGAGCCCCGGAUGUACCGUCACGAGGACGCAGAUUCUAUGUGCGCGUUUCUUGCACGGCAGGAGGACCAGGACACUUCGUCCAUUGCAUGGAAGAUCGACAUGGAAGGAACCGGUGUCCAUGGCAAAAGUCUUGAUUUUCGAGCUGAGAGUCACGCCACAGGAGAAGCCAAAGUCAUCUGGAAGAUCGUCUGCGGUGACAAUUCACAGACAAUAGACGCUGCCGACUUGCGGUCAAUGGUCACCGUGGACGUCCUGGGGUACAGCAGUAUCACCAUCGUAGCUGAGAUUCACGGGGGCGCAUGGAAGGACGCGCACCUGUUCAAGCAGUCACUUGUUGAUACUGAUACGUAUCCCUUUGAAGCCAAACUGCAUAUGAAAUCCGCAUAUACCAUGGUGUAUCGUCUUACCACCCUCGAGAAGCAGAUGCAACUUUUCCAGCUCCGCUACUUCUGUGAUAGCGACGCCUACCACCGGAAGUCGUCUGGUACCAACAUAGAGGGCCUGCUGAAUGGACUCUUCCAGAGCGAGGGGGCACAGCGGGAGGUGGAUGAGGGGAUGGUGUAUUGGGCCCGAGAGGAGGGCCGAGAUGAGGCGGUCUACAGGUGGAAGAUUGAUCUAACAGACUCGGGGAUGUGUGUACAGAAGAUGGCUUUGAUGGCUAAAUGCAAAAAGUAUAAAGAUGCUCAAGUGAUCUGGAAAAUCUAUGCUGAUGACAAAUCAGUUACACACCAAGGUGAAUAUCUGUACAAAACCCGCUCCAUCAACAUGAAGAGAAGCAGGGUGAUCGUCCUGGAAGCCACGGUCAGUGGGGGGUCCGGCCCAACUGCCUGGAGGCAGGCCCAGCUGUUUCGGCAGAAGAUUGGCACCAAGCAACAUGUGUUUGACUGCAAGCUGUACUUGUUGGAAGAUAAGGAAGACAAAGAAGAGUGACAGUACAGCAGCCAUCACAUGAAGGCUCAAGUGCAGUCAGGAUUAGAAAAUUAAAAGAAUUGGUUCUCAGGCAAUGACUUUUGAAAAUAUAGUGCGGGUGGCUGGUGGCUUUUGUUGUUUUGUUGUUCAAACUAGUAUGUAACCAAAUAAACAGUUGUGUACCAUCAACCUGAAAAAGGGCCUUCCUACAUAAACAAGCAUACAAUCUAUUGCCGCCAUGACCAUAAGUCAAGAUUAAAGGGAAAUAACUGUGUGUAAUAUUGUUUUUAAGUGUUGGGAUUUUAAUUUUUUUUUAAAAACAGAAAUAAAAACGAUACGUGUGGCAGACUUUAUGAUGAUGUAGGCGGUGCCUGAGAACCAAGACUAUUAUUUUUUUUUAGCCUUAUCUAUUUUCUAAAUAGGUUGUACCCAUGUGGGGAAUCGAACGCAGACCUUCACUAGGCGAGCGAGCACUUUAACCCCUAUCAGCUGAUGAGAUGUGAUGGACCUGUUAUUCUAUAUAAUACAUCCAUGUAUUUUCUUGCACAGCAUUCAUGAUCUUACUUUGAAAGCCAUAGCGUCAAUGAAGAAGACUGCAAGAUGUUCCAUCAUGAAGAGUUCUUUCACUCAAGUUACAAUUAUGGGGGCCAAUUUGUGGGGGGGCCCCAGACUGGCGAUCUGUGUCACACUUUUCUUUGAUUUUAUUGAUGUCAUCUCAAAGCACAUGCUCUGGAGCCGUAAGUCAAUUUUAUGUGGAGAUUUUGGAGUUAGAUCGAAGAAAAUCAACCAUGACAUACCAAACUUUAUCUUAUUUUUACAAGAAUAGAAAUGUCAGUUAAAUGUAACAGCAGUCUACAAUUGUUCUGAAUUUAAUGAUUCCAAUAGCCAUGCUCCUUGCUUCCAGAACUCACUAUGUAAUGUUCUUGCAUUCAUUCUCACAGGACACAAUAUUAACCAUCCGGCUUCUGUGAAUGGAGUUUCACUGUAUCUGCUGAUGCUUGUUAGAUGAUUCCCUACGCGAUCGCAUGUCUCUAUAUUGACUGAAGUAAACUAAACAGGAUUAAAUACACAUCUCACAACUCAACAAAAGUCAAGAUUGACUACAGCAGGAGAUGUCAAGGAUCCCCCGUUAUUUCAAACACUGAAAUAAAACAGCACGUGUAUGGA